Messenger RNA from Corylus avellana, 4354 nucleotides. The record is from RefSeq and is a predicted model, not a curated record. Lineage: Eukaryota; Viridiplantae; Streptophyta; Magnoliopsida; Fagales; Betulaceae.
GAUUCCAUAGGACGAAGUUGCAUCUAUUCUUCUUUUUCUUUAUCUCCAAUUGCUUCAAGUUUUGGGUCUUCUUUCCCGUUUCCUCAUCAGCACAAGGAAACUGUGAAGAAAAGGAAGAAUUUGGGUUUCCCACUUCUUUUUCUUGGGUACAAAUUAAAUCUUUGGUUUUCGAGUAGUGGAGCUUUUGGGUUAGUUGUCGAAGCGAAGUUAUGGCAUCCGCAUCACUUGUUGGAGGGGCUGCUCUUGGACCAGCAUUUGAAAAGGUGUUUUCGAUUUUGUACGAAACGGUUAAGGAUGUGAUAACCACAACCUGCAUGUUCGAAUCCAUCCUCGAACGCCUCAAAUCCACGAUAGAUGUUUUGGAGCCGUUGGUCAACGAGAUACGACGGUCGAACAGAGAAUUGGAUCGCCCAGAAGAGGUCAUAAAGGGGUUGAUCGAAAAGAUGGAAGAGGGCGAGAAGCUCGUGAGGGAUUACUCGAAGCUCCCCUGGUGGAAAUACCUCAUGAGAUACCGUUAUGCGAAGAAACUCAGCAAGUUGGAGGACGCGCUUUGCUUGUUCUUUGGUCUUGAACUUCCAGUCUUGAAUACGAGGAAUGUGUUGGAAACCUUGAAGGGGGUGAAUGAUAUUCGUGCGCGAAUGAAUUUGGUCGGCCUGAAUGGUGGGCUGUUGUGUGCAAUUCCUGCACCCCCUGAUUUUCCUGUUGGGUUGGAUUUUCCUUUGAAGGAGUUGAAGUUGCAGCUGCUGAAAGAUGAGGUGUCGAUGCUUGUCUUGACUGCCCCCGGAGGAUGCGGGAAGACCACAUUGGUGAAAAUGCUUUGUCACGAUAAGCAGAUUAAAGGCAUAUUUAAGGACAAUAAUAUUUUCUUUGUCCCCGUUUCAAACACUCCCAACCUGAAGGUCAUUGUACAAAAGCUAUUUCGUCAUAAGGUUGAUCAGGUGCCAGAGUUUUUCAGUGAUGAAGACGCAAUCAACCAGCUUGAGCACCUGCUCAAUCAAAUUGGACAAAAUCAUAGUACCUUUUUACCCACUCCAGCUCCCCAAAAUAAUCCUAUAUUGUUGAUCCUGGAUGAUGUCUGGUCUGGAUCAGAAUCCCUUCUUGAGAAGUUUGCUUUUCGUAUACCUAACUACAAGAUUCUAGUGACUUCAAGAACUUCAUUUCCAAGAUUUAGCUUCACAUACAAGUUAAAACCAUUAAAUGAUGAAGAUGCAAUGGUUCUCUUUCGUCACUCAGCAACCCCGCAAGAUGGGAGCUCUUACAUUCCUGGUGGAGAUACUGUCAAAAUGAUAUUGAAAUUUUGUGGGGGGUUCCCACUGGCCCUUAAAGUGAUUGGCAGCUCACUCUGUGGGAAGCCUGAAGGGGUCUGGCGCAGUAGAGUUAUGGAAUGGUCUAAUAGUGAUCAUUCUUUUCUUUCUUCUAGUACUAGUAGUGAUCUGCUUGUUUGUCUCCAAAGAAGCCUAGAUUUCAAAGAUGAUGAGAUCAUCAUCAAGAAGUGUUUCCUGGACCUAGGUUCGUUUCCUGAAGACCAAAGGAUCCCCGUCGCUGUCUUAAUUGAUAUGUGGUCAGAAUUACAUGAACUAGAUGAAGAUGGUAUCCAUGCCAUUGCCAACCUACAUGAAAUCGCCAUCCGGAAUCUGGCCAAUCUUGUGGUCACAAGGAAGAAUGUUAGUGCAGUUGACAACUGUGAAGACUUUGUCUUGCAACACGAUCUUCUUAGAGAGCUAGCUAUCCAUCAGAGCAGCCUGGAGCCAAUAGAACAAAGGAAAAGACUGAUUAUGGACAUAAGUGGAAACAAUCUUCCCAAGUGGUGGACGGAACAGAGGCAACAACCUAUCAACGCCCAGCUCUUGUCUAUCUCAACUGAUGACGUGUUCUCAUCAAGUUGGUGCAACAUUCAACCACCUAAAGUUGAGGUUUUAGUUCUGAAUUUUCAAACAAAGAAUUACAUGUUACCCGAGUUUGUGGACAAAAUGAAUAUACUAAAGGUUCUGGUUGUUACAAAUUAUGGUUUCUUUCCUGCUGAAUUAGGUAAUUUUCAGAUACUUAAGUCUGUUCCCUCUCUAAAAAAAAUCAGAUUAGAGAAGAUUUCAAUUCCUUCCCUUUGCAAGGCCCCAGUGCGAUUUACGAGUUUGAAAAAGAUAUCCCUAUUUAUGUGUAAUAUUGGUCAGGCUUUUAGAAAUUAUACUAUCCAGGUUUCAGAUAUAUUUCCAAAACUAUUAGAGAUAAACAUUGAUUAUUGUAAGGAUCUGGUUGAAAGAUCUAGAGAUGCAUUUCCAAGAUUUUGCUUUACAUAUAAAUUACAACCAUUAAAUGAUAAAGAUGCAAUGACUCUUUUUCGCCACUCAGCAUCCCUGCAGGAUGGAAGCUCUUUGAUUCGAGAUAAAGAUAUCAAAAAGAUACUGAAUGUCUGCAGGGGGUUCCCUCUGGCCCUUGAAGUGAUUGGAAGAUCACUCUGUGGGAAGUCAGCAGAGGUCUGGCAUAGUCGGGUGAAGAAAUGGUCUACUGGUCGUUCUAUCCUUAAUUCUCACAGACGUUUACUUGAUUGUCUCCAAAAGAGCCUAGAUUUCUUGGAUGAUGAGGUCAUCAAGAAGUGUUUCCUGGACCUAGGAUUGUUUCCGGAAGACCAAAGGAUCCCUGUUGCUGCCCUCAUUGAUAUGUGGGCAGAAUUAUACGAACUAGAUGAAGAUGGCAUUGAUGCCGUUGCUAACCUACAUGAACUCACUAGCCGGAAUCUGGCUAGUCUUGUGGUGGCAAGGAAAGAUACAAGUGAUCAUCUUCGUAAAUACUACAGUGAAGACUUUGUCUUACAACAUGAUCUUCUUAGAGAGCUAGCUGUCCAUCAGAGCAGCCAGGAGCCAAUAGAACAAACGAAAAGACUAAUUAUUAACAUAAGAGGAAACAAUCUUCCCAACUGGUGGACGGAGAACCGGCAACCUAUCGGCGCACACCUCUUGUCUAUCUCAACUGAUGAAAUGUUCUCAUCAAGUUGGUGCAAUAUCGAACCAUCCGCAGUUGAGGUUCUAGUUCUGAAUUUUCAAACAAAGAAUUACAAGUUACCCGAGUUUGUGGGGAAAAUGGAUAAAUUAAAGGUUCUGAUUGUCACGAAUUAUGGUUUCUUUUAUGCUGAGUUAGGUAAUUUUCAGUUACUUGAGUCUGUACCCUAUCUAGAGAAAAUCAGAUUAGAGAAGGUUUCAAUUCCUUCCCUUUGCAAGGACCCAAUACAAUUGAGAAGUUUGAAGAAGAUAUCCUUGUUUAUGUGUAAUAUAGGUCAGGCUUUUAGGAACUGUACUAUCCAGGUUUCAGAUGCAUUGCCAAAUCUAAUGGAGAUAAACGUGGACUAUUGUAAUGAUCUUGGUGAAUUGCCUGUUGGGCUUUGUGAUAUUGUUUGUCUUAAGAAACUUAGCAUCACGAAUUGUCAUAAGCUGUCUGCACUGCCUGAAGAGAUAGGAAAGCUGGAAAAUUUGGAAGUGCUAAGGCUGAAGUCCUGUACUGAUUUGCCAGAGUUGCCAGAGUCAAUCAGAAGCCUUCAUAAGUUAAGCAUUCUUGACAUAUCUGACUGCCUAAGCAUUACGAAGUUGCCAAAACACAUUGGUGAGUUGCAUAAUUUGAAAAAGCUCCACAUGGAAGGGUGCUUGAGAUUGCGUAAUCCUUUUCCACCAUCGACUAAGAAUCUUGAUCAGUUGGAGCUUGUGACAUGUGAUGAAGAAGGGGCCAAGUUAUGGAAGCCUAUCAUCCUGACCAAUCUACAGGUAGAGGUGGUUGGAAAAGAUAACAACUUGAAUUGGCUUCCCGUACAAGAUUUCUGAGAACUGUUUUUAUUUGGAAAAUGCAGAAGGUAUGAUAAAGUAUCUGUAGAAUGGUGUAAUCUGCAGAACAUGAUAUAAUUGUUGAUGAGAUUUAAUGAGUUUCUGCAGAAUAUAAUGGAAAAUUCUGCAGAAGGUUGUUAGAGAUAUUUGUUGUUCUGGUUGUGUGGUUGAUUGGGGAAUUGUGGUGAUAGUGAUCUAAUUGGUCUUGCUACUAUCUGAUGGAGAGUUGGAAGAGUUAAGAAUGGAAUGGUAACGUUGUUGAUGAGAUUCAAUGAUUUCUGGAGUUAAAAUAAAUUUCUGCAGAAGAUUGGAAAAGACAACUGAUGGAUGCAUAUUACUGCUAGUUGCCAGAUUUUUGUUUCUAAGAUUGUUUUCUGUUGCUGGUUGUACAAAGUGCAUGUAUGGCUGUAUAGGGGCUUGUUGGGAUAGUGUUUGUUACCAUCUGAGGUCUCUUUGUGUUUCAACUGCUAUGCUGAAGAGUUGUAAUUGCUUGUUUUGUUAAUGAAAAGCUUAUUUAUUAAAAGAAGAAGAAGGCAGGAUUAAGUAUA